ACUACCAAAAUGACCCCUUGUGGAUGACUUUUUGUUCUAAAGCGGCAAGGGGUUAUGUGGUGGAAUCAAAUCAAACUUCUUACUACUGCCUCCGUGUUUUAAAAGAGAAUUACCUAUUUUUUAUUUAUUUAUUUAGAAAAGAAUAAUUUUUUUUUUAUAAUAUUUUAAUUUUAACUUUUUACGUGGCAUAUUUAGAAUCAUAAGAUUAAAGGAUAUUUUGAUACAUUUGACAUAAUUUUAAUUUAAGGUCAUAACAUUUAAAAAUCUUCUUUAUUUUUUUAAAUUUUAUGCCAAGUCAAAUUAGGUUAUUCUUUUUUAAAUUGUUGGAAUAUAAGAGUUCAUAUAGCCAACUAAUUAAAUUCUAAAACACAUGUUUAAUCUUUAUUGUCGGUGCUCUAGACUGUUGCUGCAAUUUCUUGAAGAACCACUAUAAUUGUGCAGUUGUGCCUAACCCAAUUGUCAUUACUUAAAUCGGAUUAUGAAAGGACAAUCAUAAAGUUAUAGACAUAAACUCAUGUUUAAUUUCUAUUCUAAUCCAAUUGUCAUUAUUAUUAAAACCAGACAAGGAAGAAACUUCCAUAAAGGUCCAAAACUUCUAUACUUACCCAAAAAUGCCUCUCUCAUAUGGUGGGGUCCAAUUCUUAAUUCUAAUGAAAAAAAAUAGACCUUGUUUUAAAUCUCUUUAUUAGUGACUUGACUAUUCAGGAUAAGCACAAAUUUGGGUUUCUCAAUAGUGAUCAUCAAUAAUGGAAGUUCAAGAACAGGGGACCAAAUCUAGAGUUGUCAAGGUAAACUCUAUGGAAUCAUGGGAUAUCCAUGUAAAUCAAGCAACACUUCAAGGAUGUCCUAUUGUGGCACACUUUACUGCUGUUUGGUGUAUACCCUCUGUGGCAAUGAACCCCUUUAUGGAGGAGUUGGCUUCUAUGUACCAAGAUAUGUGUUUUCUCACAAUUGAUGUGGAUGAGGUCAAGGAGGUGGCUAGCAAAUAUGAGGUGAAAGCCAUGCCAACAUUUCUGCUGCUGAAAUCUGGAGUACCAGUUGACAAGAUAGUUGGUGCAAAUCCAGAUGAGAUAAAGAAAAGGAUCCAGAGUCUUGCUCUAUCCAACCCCACAGAUAUUCCCUAGUCCAACUAUAUAUAUACACAUAAUAAUAUAUAUACUGAUGUGUAGUGUGGUACAAAAAAUUCUUUUUGUUUUUGUGCGUGGCUUCUGCUGUUUCAUCUUUAAAUGUAGAUAAUUCCAUAAACAGUUACGAUGUUCUGUCUUCAAGGUAUGUAAGUAAAACAAGUUAAUGUACUUAAUUACUAAAUGAAUGGCUUUUCUGGACAUAGCUAUGUCCAUGUCAAACAAAUAAAGGAGCCUGAAAAAGAAAGGACUUGAAUUU
This is a messenger RNA of Capsicum annuum, 1383 nucleotides long. RefSeq names its product thioredoxin-like protein CXXS1. The record is from RefSeq and is a predicted model, not a curated record. The coding region runs from base 747 to 1124 and encodes 125 amino acids. The transcript is spliced from 3 exons. Lineage: Eukaryota; Viridiplantae; Streptophyta; Magnoliopsida; Solanales; Solanaceae.